UACAUUUUCUGUGACACAAAAACCAAAUAUAAUAAUUAUGUUAAUGGAUGACAUGGGUUGGGGUGACUUAGGUGUUAAUGGAGAUCCUGUUAGAGAAACUCCUAAUUUGGAUGCAAUGUCUGUCGAGGGAAUGUUAUUAACUGAUUUCUAUACCGCAAACCCUUUAUGUUCGCCUUCAAGAGCAGCCCUAUUGACGGGUCGACUGCCCAUUAGAAACGGUUUUUAUACCGAUAACAUUGACGCCAGGAAUUCAUACACACCUCAAGAAAUUGUUGGCGGUAUUAGUCAAUGGGAAAUACUUUUACCAGAAUUACUACAAAAGAGUGGGUAUCGAAACAAAAUAGUGGGUAAAUGGCAUUUGGGUCAUCAGUCACAAUAUCUUCCAUUAAGACAUGGCUUCCAUGAGUUUUUUGGAUCAACCAAUUGCCACUUCGGUCCAUACGAUAACAUAAAUACACCAAAUAUUGCCUUUUUUCGUAACGACCGUAUGAUUGGGCGAUACUUUGAAAACAUUAAAAUAAAUAAAGACAAACAUAUAUCAGAUUUGACACAACAAUAUAUCACUGAAGCCAUCGAUUUUAUAACAAAUCAAUCGCAACCUUUCUUUCUUUACUGGACUCCAGACUCACUACACGCACCAACUUUCAGGUCAUCACCAUAUGUGGGCAGAAGUGUCAAAAACAGUUCAUAUGGUGACACUCUUAUUGAGAUCGAUGAGGGCAUCGGUAGGAUUUUGGACACUAUUAAGAAAAACGAUAGUCUCGCUAAUAAUACUUUUGUAUUGUUUACAAGUGAUAACGGAGCAGCACUUGUAAGUACUACAGAUGCUGGUAGUAAUGGUCCGCUAUUAUGUGGGAAACAAACCACAUUUGAAGGCGGCUUUAGAGAGCCGGCAAUUGCGUGGUGGCCGUCGAAGAUACCACCAAACACUUUAAGCAAACAACCGGCAACUAUCAUGGAUUUGUUUCGCACCAUUGCUACCAUUACUGACAGUCCUAUGCCUGAGGACAGGGAGUUUGAUUCAUAUGAUUUGAGUCCAGUACUAUUUAAAAAUCAAAAGAUCGACACAAAUAUAUACUAUUAUAGAGGUAAUCAAUUGAUGGCUAUUAGAAAUGGUAAUUAUAAGGCACACUUUUGGACAUUUACUAAUCCUAUUGAACAAUACAAAACUGGUAUAAACUUUUGUCCGGGAAAUUUCGUUAAAAAUAUUACCACACAUACACUCACUGAUCACACUUUUAGACCAAAAUUGUUUCACAUGAAUAGAGAUCCGGGAGAGAGGUAUCCCAUAUCAGAGAUCAGUAAAGAAUAUAAAAGUGUUUUUCAAAAAUUUAGUAAUUUAUAUAAAGAACAUAUCGAUAAAACAAAACCAGGAAAACCUCAACUUAAUUGGUGUGACAGAGCUGUCAUGCAUUGGAUACCUCCAGGUUGUGAAGCCAUCAAUAUGUGUCUACCGGUACCACAAUCUAAACCGUAUAAAUGCUUUUGGCCUCAUUAA
Oppia nitens is the source of this 1498-nucleotide messenger RNA. RefSeq names its product N-acetylgalactosamine-6-sulfatase-like. Gene Ontology annotation, molecular function: arylsulfatase activity. NCBI's taxonomy places the organism in Eukaryota, Metazoa, Arthropoda, Arachnida, Sarcoptiformes, Oppiidae. The record is from RefSeq and is a predicted model, not a curated record. The transcript is spliced from 3 exons. The coding region runs from base 38 to 1498 and encodes 486 amino acids.